AAUAACAGUAAACCAGCUCCUCACUCUCUCUUUCUCUCUAGGGUUUAAGAACCACCGCACCUUUGUUUUUCUGUAAACACUCCGGCAGCUCAGCGACGAUGGAGAACGACGAAAACGGCGCCGUUCAGAGGAAGCUGAAGGUGAAGGGCAAGCACGACAAGCCCAAGCCUUGGGACGACGACCCGAACAUCGACCGCUGGAAGAUUGAGAAGUUUGACCCUUCCUGGAACGAAGGCGGCAUGCUUGACGUCACCACUUUCUCUACCCUAUUCCCUCGCUACAGAGAGAAGUAUUUGCAAGACGCGUGGCCGGCGGUGAAAUCUGCUUUAAAAGAGUACGGCAUUUCUUGCGAAUUGAAUCUGGUUGAGGGUUCGAUGACGGUGUCUACGACCAGGAAGACUAGAGACCCCUAUAUUAUCGUCAAAGCUAGGGAUCUUAUUAAACUAUUAUCCAGAAGUGUUCCUGCUCCUCAGGCAAUAAAAGUGCUGAAUGAUGAAAUGCAAUGUGACAUCAUCAAGAUUAGCAACUUGGUCAGAAGUAAGGAAAAAUUUAUAAAACGAAGGCAACGUCUUAUUGGCCCCAAUUCCUCCACUUUAAAGGCCCUGGAAAUACUGACAGGCUGUUAUAUUCUGAUACAAGGAAACACUGUUGCUUCAAUGGGUUCAUUUAAAGGAUUAAAGACAGUUAGGAGGAUUGUGGAAGACUGCAUUGAGAAUAAAAUGCAUCCGAUAUUUCAUAUCAAGAUUCUCAUGGUAAGGAAAGAACUGGAAAAGGAUCCAACUCUAGCGCAGGAGAACUGGGACAGAUUUCUUCCGAAAUUUAAGAAGAAAAAUGUUAAUCAACCCAAACCUAAGAAGAGUAAGAAGAAGAAACCAGAAUAUACACCCAUACCACCUCCUCAACCACCUAGCAAGGUUGACAUACAAUUGGCAACUGGAGAAUACUUUUUGAGUGACAAAGUGAAAUCGGAAAAGAAGUGGAAAGAGCAGCAGGAGAGACAAGCUGGAAAAACAGCAGAAAACAAGCGAAAAAGAGAAGCUGCUUUUGUUCCUCCAGAGGAGCCUGUGGUACAGCAUAACAAAUCAGAUGACGGUACCAAAGAUGUCGCCGCCCUGGCCACGUGUCUGAAGAAAAAGGCAAAAGAGUAUGGAAACAAAAAGUUGAUUGAAAACGUAAAUCCAGAAGCUUAUCUUGCAGAGUCUGGAGAACCUUCAAAAAAGAAAUCCAAGAAAUCCAAGGGCUCAGAGUCUUAGAUUCCUGAGUUGGGUGUUAUAUACAAGCUCUUAAGACGAGUUGUUUGUUGGACGUGUGUAAUCUGUUCAAACUCUGGUCGGAUGGUUUGUUAGGAAAUGCCUCCCAAACCUACUGCUUUACCUUCUUAAUUUAGUAAAAAAAUUAUCAGUUACUGUGUUGACCAGGUUGUGUCCA
Molecule: messenger RNA, 1428 nt
Organism: Fragaria vesca subsp. vesca
Lineage: Eukaryota; Viridiplantae; Streptophyta; Magnoliopsida; Rosales; Rosaceae
Product: KRR1 small subunit processome component homolog
Exons: 12
Coding region: 99-1253 (384 amino acids)
Cellular component (GO): nucleolus; small-subunit processome
Molecular function (GO): RNA binding
Source: RefSeq, a predicted model, not a curated record